AUGCAAAUAGAUUAGCACAAAACUUUCAGUCUCAGAUAAAAGCUUAUUAAGUCGAUUAAGAAAUUAGAUGUAUUUGGAAUACCAGUCUCUCUAACUUAUAAAAAUGACCCAUGCAUAAAAUCAUUUGCUGGAGGCAUGGCGACAUUGAUUAUGAGAUCAGCAGAUAUUUUCGACAUGGCAUUUAAAGUUGAAUAUAAUUUACUGAAUACAGAGCCAGAGGUUUAAAAGAAUCUAGACCAAUACGCAUAUAUCUAACUAACUUAAAAUAACUAUUUUUGGGAAGAUGUAAAAGGGAGAUCAACUCAAAUAAGAAUAAGAAACAGAUUAGAAACCGGAAAGUGCGAAUAUGGUAGAUUAGGACUAACUCGAGAUAGUAUUGAUUAUCUCAACAUCAUUAAAACUUAUGAAUGCCCUUUGAAUUUCAAAUUUUAACUGUAGGAUAUAAAUGAUUUCUCUGAAAAUCCUAUAAAAAAUUCGCUUAAACCUUACUUUUUGACUCCUUCAUAUAACACUUCUCAUUCUUAUCUGUUCCUAUUAAGUGAAAAUGAAGUCAAAUUGCAGGAUUCUAUGCUUUAUGGCAACGAAGUAAGGAAAAAAUAUAUUGAGACGAGACUAGAUUACCUUAAUGUCCAAGAAAUUCAAGCUGAGGGAGGUUUUAUUUAGAAGACUGUUUACUUUACUUCUCUUGUUAAAAGUCUAUACCUAUACUAAAGUUAAGAAAAAACAAAAGAUGGUUCAAAUCAGCCAAAGAAUAUUUUAACGAGAUUAUAAAGAAUAAUGCAAUAGUUGACUAGCAGAUAAAAACUACAUUAUUCCUUGGUUGAUGUAUUUUAAGCUUGCCUUAAACGCAAGAGGUUAAUGACAAGAUUUAAUACACAUUAAUACGCUCGAGAAAAACUUUAUUAAAAUGGAAUUAAAAAGAUUAGACAAGAGUUAGAUAUUAGACAUAUUGUUAAAGAGCUCAGAAAUAUUAGGUUUAUCUAAAAAGUUCUUCUGGACAAAUACCAAAGGUCGAUGAUAAAGUAUUUUAAGGGCAAUCUCCUUAAUGAAGCACCUGAUUUGAAUAAUAAAUUUACUUAAGAUAAUGUCAUGAUUUAUCUGAAACAGAUUUUGUCUAAAGAAAAAUAAAACUCAUUUGAUAAAAGAUUAAUGAAAUCUAUAGAAAUAUCUUAACAAGAAAAUAAUCAGUUCUAAGAGGUGUUUAUGAUAGAUCAUUCUUAAAAAUACUAAAAUAAGAUAAAUGAAAGUCUGAUAAGAAAAAAAUCUAAUAUUCCAGUAAAAAAAAUUAGUCCUUCACCAUUAGAGCUUAAAAAAAAUAAAUUAAGAAAAUUGGGUUCUAAUAUUUCUCAAAAUUCAUCAUAAAUUUCAAUUAUUUAAGAUAACUAGUGCAGUCUUAAUUAGAGUCAGAUUCAUCUCACUAAUGAACCUAUGAGAAAGAGAACUGAUUAAGAUCUCCAGAAUAGUUUGCAAAUAUCAGAAAUUAGUGAGUACUUUAAUACAAACUACGAUAACUAUGCUUAAUAAAUGGAAAGCUUUGAUAAUUAAAGUUAUUUGUAGCUUAGCAAAAUAUAAAAUGAUAAAGAGAAUUUAUGA
Messenger RNA from Stylonychia lemnae, 1593 nucleotides. The record is from the annotation of a GenBank genome assembly. NCBI's taxonomy places the organism in Eukaryota, Ciliophora, Spirotrichea, Sporadotrichida, Oxytrichidae.